CUUGAGCAGAGGGAUGAAGAGGAGCACGAUGGGAAGGGAGCCCUGGUGGGUGACGUGACCUUCAGCCAGAAGGUGUCGUUUGGGGAGGGAGAGUUCUCACAGCUCAUGCCUGGGAGUCCACGCAGUUCUGCUGGAGAUAGGUCCAACAACAGCCGUACUGAACAGACCAACACUAGUCAACAGGCUGAAGGGACUCCUUUUGACCAUGUGAUUGUCAGCAAGUGUAAGCAACUGCCAGGUGAAGUUGGAGAGCCCAGCCCUGUGUACAUAGAUGAGAACGGGCAGGGUGUGACAGACCUGGCCUUCCAUCCUGACAACCCGUUUGACGACAUGGCACAGGAGGGGCUGGAAGGGGAGUUCGGAGAACAAGACUUUGUUGCUGCAGAAGAUGCAAAAGACAUGCUAGCUGAAGACGAAGCAAAAUUCGAAAAGGACAACGUUUUUACACAGGGAGACGCCAUGGCCACCCCGGCCGGAUCUGUCGGCCCGGGGGAGUGGUCGGUGCCCACGGGGUCACAGUUCGUGGUGGUCCAGGACAGCUUCUCUGGAGAGGAACCCUUCCUGAGAAUCUCCAUCGGAACCUUCAUCGGACAGAGAACUGAGGCCCUCGGGUCACUUGGGGAUAAUGGAGGCAUAGAAAGGCCACAUUUUGGCCGGACGAUAGUGACCCCUCCAUCAAACCGGAUGCCCGUAGCCCUGAUCAGGCUGAGCGAAGUCAGUCAGGACCAGGGGCCCAAACUGGUGGAACUCCUGGAGGAUGGAGGUCAGGAGGUCGGAGCAGGGGAUGCUGGGAUGGGGAUGGGGGAGGAGCUCGACUCUACCAUUCGGUUUUCCGGCGUGGGGGACUAUGCUCCAGAAGAAAAUGACUCCCUGUACCUCCAUGACGAAACCCUCACGCCUGGCUACCACCCUGAAGACGAGACUCCCUACCCGGAGCGCGCUCGGGCGCAGCCACGUAUACAACUGGUCAACGACGACACUAUCGUCAUAGAAACGACCCAGGAAGCGAUCGGACAGUCGCAGGACGCGUCAGCAGAUGCGCUGAGGGGUUGUCGCGCUGCGGACAAGACCACACCACAUCUACCCAAAACUAAAGUUGCCGCAGACAAGAAAGGACAGAAAGCAGACUAUGUGGGGCCAGCUGCAGAGCAAAGAAGGACCCAGCAGGCUAAGAAAGGAGUCAGCAACAGUGAACAAAAGAUACAAAGUGCCAAACCUGCUUACGACAAGGCUACUAAAGAUGAGAAACUUCGCCCAAAACCUGACCCAGACAGUUUAAUGCACGACAGCGUUGCAGGUCAAAGUAAAGACCUAAGAGCAGACGAUGUAAGUAUCAGUGAUAAGACCAUGGAUGCCAGCUGUGCAGGCCCGAACAUUAGCAGCAUCGCCUCUGCCAUCGUGAAUGCCUCUGUCAGCGACGAUCCAACAAAGUUAGCCGACAUGAUCUUGAAACUGUCUGAGAAGACGAGCAAAAGCAGAGAUAGGAAAAAGGCACCCAAACAGGCCUCUUCAGGGAAGCCUGUCGGCCUUGGACAUAACAAAGUUCCAGGUAGUCUAGUGGCAAAGGAGCAAGAACCUGUGAAAGGUCCUGUGUACAAAUCAGGUAGUGCUGACGUUAGACCACCAGCGAAACAUCUUCCUGUAAGCAAUGCAAACAAAGUGAACGAAAAAGGGGAAAAGGAAACAGCAAAAGAACUCCCUGUCAAGAAGCAGUCUGGUCUCGUGGGACUGUCGAAUGACAAGAGAAAUGACAGCAGUAUGGCGUUAUCUGACACGUCAAAGCUUGGCUCUCCAACCAAACUCAAGAGCAGGAUUCCCGUGAAGCAGAGGGAUGCUUCCAAAAUCAAGUCUCCUACAAAGGUGUCUUUCCUGGACCGAUCAGAAAAUGCUGACGACGGUACUGGAAGUAGAGUACAAAAGCUGGACCGGCCUGUUGAUGAUUCAUUUGGAACUGCUGGUAAGAAAGGCAGCCGCUCUUACAAGCUGGAGGGAGAUCAGGAAUUUGAGGGGUUUGGUCAACCAAGCAAGGACACGAGUGUGCAGAAAUCUUCCACUACGGAUGCGCCUGCGUUCUCAGAUCCUGUCCGAGGCAUUCCAGGAGAAGGCAAACAUUCUAGGACAGCAGUUAUACCGGGAAAGGAUGGUUCGACAAAGGAAUUUUUCCAGACAAGGGACAGCAGGUUGAAGGUGGACCACAACGGCAGACCAAAAACGCAAGACAAAAGUGUGGAUAGUGGGACAGUUAAAGACGAGUGGGAAACCAUGGAACCCAUCUUCCGUACACGCGAGCACAGUCCUAGUAGAAAAACUGGCACACAGUAUCCACCAAAGGACAAACCGUCCAAAAGUGGACAGGAAAACAUGCUAAACAACCUGAGUUUCAGCAUCAAUUCUAACUACGAUGUUGACAUCAAGUACAACUUUGACGUUGGGAAAGAGGAUGUAACUGUAGAGGGGUGGCCAUCGAGAAGCAAGGACAAAACGUCAGGGCCUCGAACCCUGUUCAGAGAGCGUUCACCUAUCAGGGACAGAUCUCCCAUUAAAUCUCCGAGAAGGAGCACCUCACCCGGCUUUGAUACGUCAAAGGAGUAUGGCCACGGGAAGAGACAUGGCCACCAUGGCAAAGGCAAGAGAUCACACAGUCCAAAGAGUGACUUCCGUAACACAUAUCCGGAUGCCAGACCAGACCAUGGCUCAAAUCUUCAACACGAGCCUAGAAAAUCAUCCACUGAAGUGCCAAAGAAGCAUGACAUGCCAUCAGAAGUCAAAGACAGGCAGAGUAGAAGCAGUAGUAGUAGGGCAAAAACAAAUGGAGUUGAUUUUGAAACGGCUGCUCCAAUCCGUAAACCAAAGAAGGAGGUUAAGCUCCAUAAAUGCAUUCUGCCUGGAAUAGAAAUUGAGCCAGAACCAGUCGUGUCAAGAAAAACGAACGGCAGUCAACGGGAAGCUCAAAAAUCGUCGCCAAAAGCUGAAGCAGACAUGGAAAGACACAGGAAGAAAGACACCAGCAAAGUCCAACCUAGUAUAACAAAGAAAACUCAGGCUGACAAGAAAGAGUCUCAAAGAAGGACGAAGGAGUUCGAAGUCUCUCUGAACGUCCCGCCUGGUGUAACAACUGCCAACGAUGAUAACAUCCUGUCCCCCAAAGCCGAGGACUUGGAACUGCAUCUGAAGAUGGCAAACCUGAGAACACGAGGAGACAAAACCUCCCCGACAAGAUCCACCAGUCUGGGGGCUCCCCUUUCUCCAACAAGACCCCCCGUUUCGCCCACUAGGGACUCCAUCGCAUCUGUCCAUUCAACGAUCCAGCCAUCGGCAAGCUCCACGCCCCAAUCCCCAUCCUCACCGGGUAAAACUCGUUCACGGAUCGAGCUCAGUCAGACCUUUGGCGACUCCACGACAUUCAACUUCUCCCCGGACGAUACAGUGUCUUCCUUAUCCUCCACCCUCAGCCACGUGUCCCCUACACCCGGAAGGGCCGAGGCAUCCGUUUUAAGCGUACAAGACACUCCCAUGGAGACCCUUCACACGAGAAUGUCGACAGAGGGCCCUUCCGUGAGCGGUGCCCCCUCCCCAGGCCGGCCGAUGAUCACCCCCUUUCAGGCGUAUCCACCAUCCGGUCCUGCUGCAACUGCCGCUACCAGCACCACUCCUACACUCCUGACCAGUCGCUCCCUCUUCACCAACCCGGUUGCUGUGCAGUACCUUCAGUCUAGGCCGGGCAGUGGGAUGGGUGGUCACACCACGAGCGUACCAGGGAUGGGCGGUCACACCACCACCGGUCACACCACCACUGUACCAGGGAUGGGCGGUCACACCACGACUGUACCAGGGAUGGGCGGUCACACCACGACCGUACCAGGGAUGGGCGGUCACGCCACGAUGGUACCAGGGAUGGGCGGUCACACCACUGUACCAGGGAUGGGUGGUCACACCACCACCGUACCAGCCUCUGGCCUCCAGCAACCAUACACCUACCCGCCUCAGCCGGUGCCACCCUAUCAUGGGAUGUACCCACCCACCGGUUCUCUCCAUCCAUCCGUAGCCUACCCACCGAAUAUACAGCAGUACCAGCCUUACACUGAAGGUAUGGCAGCCCCUGCUUACCCUCCCACCUCCCAGUACCAGGCCCACCCGAGUGUGCGUGUACCGUACGGGGUGGUACCACCUGUGGGAAUGGGGAUCCCUGGUCCCCCUCCCAGCAGUCUGGGCAACGAGGAUCUACAACAGGGCAUGGUGACACGUCCAGGAGCUCAGAGCAGGACAUCAGCAGGAUCCAGAGCGUCGACAACCCCGACAGAAGACGUGAGUUACCGUGUGAUUGCCCCAGCUGAAGUCAGGUUCCCUGGUGUGUGCUGUGUAGGGAUCAGUAUCCAGGCCCUCCUGCCCCUCCAUAACCCCACCAGCCGCUGGCUACAGUGUGCGCUGCACGUCCUCUCUAUCAACGCAAAUGGGGAGCAACAGAUGAUGCCAGGAGCUGAGAACAUCUUCCACCUGAAGCAGAAGACCAUUAUCGGCCCACACACAACAGAAGAGAUAAAGGUGCUGUUCACACCCCACCACCCGGGUGUGUAUGUGGCCCAGGUACAGGUCAGUUCCUGUCUGGUCUUGGCUAACUCGGAGGACGCAGCAGUCAUCGACCACAUGCCUUCUAUGGUCAACAUACAGGCCAUUGCUGAGAAACCAUUCAUACAGGUGACGGCAGGAGAGUCAGAUACUCUAAACUUCGGUGACCUGCCAAGCGGCAGCACGGUUUGUCUGCCGAUCAAACUGACCAAUCACACGAGAGCUAACGUGCCUGUUCGUCUCAUCCUGUCCUCAACAUCUGCUAUGUGGCACUGCUUCUCCUUUAAAGACAGCAGGAGAGAGAGUGGAAGGUCUCUUCCUGAAAGCACAACUGUGUACCACUGCACCUUACAGGGCAAGUCUGAACAACAGUUAUCUGAUCCAGCUAUCGUGAUGGUGCAGUUCCGGGCCCCAGAAAAACAACUCAACACCUCAGGUGCAUUGGGACCACCAGACGACUACACAGGCAGGGUAGACAUAGAGAUGGACACCCCAGGGAACACCAGUGUCAUAGCCAGCGUACCCAUGAAGGCUCGAGUGGGGGUGGCCAGAAUACACACGCCCAGGACUCUACAGGCCCUUGUCCUGACGACCAGUAUUGGCACCUCCAUCAGUCGCAGUGUUCCGCUGAAGAACGCCGGGAACAUCCCCGUCACGGUCGACCUGUCCGUCACGAAGGAGCAGGACGUCUUCACCCUCCUCCCCGCCACCCUGACCCUUCACCCGGGUCAACAGUCAGAGGUCACGGUCAGGUUUGCGCCCAAGGUGGCGCCCCACGCGGUCAGCAGCCUGCUGACGAUGUGUGUGAGGCCGGCAGGGCCGCAGUACGAGGUUUUACUCAGGGGGGAGUGUGUGAAGCUGGAGAAGAAGCCUCACUCUGCAGCAGAGGCUCCGCCGGUCCUGUCUAACAAACAGUUCCUGUCCUGGGGAGGCGUGCCCAUGGGGAGAGCACUGCAGCAGAAGCUGGUGUUGAGGAACAGCUCACAGACACAGACUCUGAAACUGGAGCUGACCAUCAGGGAUGACGGCAACGGUUGUUUCCAGCUGCAGAGUUCGUUCAUGGAGCAUGAGCAGUUGUCCAGCUCCAGACAGAUCAUUCUGAAGCCGCUGGAGGACUUCCCGGUCCAUCUCAUCUUCGCUCCCACCAGAGUCGCCACCAUGCAGGCCAAACUGGUCAUCAAACCUCCCAAGGGAAACACCAAGUUCACAAUCCCACUGUCUGGCUAUGGUGGCACCUGUAACCUAACAGUGGAGGGUCUGAGGGCAGUGUCUGACAUGUACAUAGCAAACUUAGGAGAGGUGUCGGUGGGGAAGAAGAGCACAAUUGACAUCCCUGUACGGAACACUGGCUCGAGGGCUGCCUUUGUAAAAGCCAUGUGCUUUGGAGAUCUGUCAGCUAGAACCCAGCUUCCAGCUAACAGAGUCAGGGUUGAGCCAAGCGAGUUUGUUCUAAGGGAGAGAACAACAAAGGUGAUAUCAGUGGUGUUCCACAUCUCAGAGAAGGAAGAGGCUAUCUGUGCUGAGAGAGCGGACACCAUCGGAACACUCGGCCUCUUCUACGGAGACGAAAUCAGCAGGAAACAGCUCAGAAGAGCCCUUCGCAAAGGAUCUUCAGAGAGAGGGUUACUGGCUGAUACCAACCCACUGAAGGGAGUCAACUUCGACAUGGAAUAUCUAGGAGAAGAGCAGGCCCAGGAAGUGUAUGAUCUUCCCGAGCGACCCAACGACAUCCGACUGUUUUACUCGUGCAUGUCGCGGCUGAUGAUUUCGCUCGUCGGCAGACCGCCUUCCUCGAACACCGAGGAGCCGAGACGAGCCUCGUCGGUGGACAGCUCUGUCGUGGAACGGAUGGCAGCGCAGAGGAGACCUCCAGAACCACAGCAGAAACUGACAAAUUCUCCACCUGUAAAAGGCACACCCGUCACAAAAGCAUUUGUCACUGACAAACCCAAGAAAGACGAAGCAGAUCAGACGACGAUUUCCUCCAAAUCCUGGAGCGUCCAGCCUGAACAGCUAAUGCUGCUGGCACCUGGUACUGGUGGAGACUUGGACACUGCACAAGUACAGGUUCUAAACCACACCGAUAGAGUCAUGAGUUUUGAGCUGUCCUGGCCUGGCCAUUGUUUGACAGUUACACCACAGCAUGGUAAAGUUGAUGCAAGGAGCCAUCAGGUGAUCCUGGUGAGCCCUAACCCAGCGACGCAGGGCAAGGCAGACAUCUUUCCCUGGAGGGGGAACCUCUUCAUACACUGUGACAACGGACAGAAGGCUGUGAAAAUCCAGAUCCGGGAAGACCUGGCCCUGGAAAAGUCGACCUUCACGUCGGGAGUGACACAGCUGCAGCCUCUGGUGAACCAGGAUGCCACACCUCACGUCACUCCUGCUGCAGGGACACAUGAGGAGAAGUCUCCAACUGCUGAGGUGUCCGUCGCAAGUAAAGUGCUGAAGUUCCCACCAACCAGGAAGGGGGAGACUGCAGAAAGUUGUCUGGACUUCAGAAAUUCUUCAGAGAAAGAGAUGAAGUGGGAGUUGACAUCAUUUGCUCCUGCUUAUGUCAAGGGUGUAGAUGACACAAACGACAUAUUCCGUGCGACGUACACAGUGUUCAGAUUCGCUCGGAUCAGCGGAACACUUGGUGGAACGGAGAGAAUACAGAUCCCUGUGACUUUUAUUCCGAGGGAGAUCGGCAGCUAUUCCCAGUUCUGGGAUCUACAGACUGAGGUUAGAGGGAUGUCUGGAGGCCCUGCACAGACCACUAGGAUCCAGCUGAUAGCACAGGGAAAAGAAAGUGCUGACUCAUCAGAUGACAGUCUUCCCAGGAACCAACAGAGGUCCAGAAAGAUAUCUGGAAAUAACCUGUCCACCACUACAAGUGCAAGGAAUGGAGGUGCUGAGAGUGCCAAGAACGGGCUGGUGGUUCCCUGUGACAGGUAUGUGUUCCCCGUCACCGUAGUGGACCAGUCCAGCACAGAAAAAGUCCUCAUCAAGAAUGACAGUGCCACCCCUGUCUCGGUAAAGUUUGUGAGUCCUCGGUCUCCCUUCAAAGUCAAUCACCACAAGUACACACUGAAGGGAAAGUACUACGUCCAGCUGCCUGUCCACUUCAAGCCGACCCAGCCGGGGAAGUACGAGUCUCUCCUGGUCAUCCAGAGUGAACUGAAGGGGAGUUUUGCUGUCCAGCUUGUGGGAGAAGCCACCAGGUGACCAUGCAACAGGCACAACUUUCCACUUCUUCAAGUUCGGUUCAGUUCUUGAUUCUUCAUGAAUAGACAAUACGGGUGUACAGAAUGAACACGUCAAAUGUUUGUAUUGAUUAAUAUACUGACAUGAACUGAAGGAGAGCUUCGCUGUCCAGCUUGUGGGAGAAGCCACCAGGUGACAACACAACAGGCACAACUUCCCACAGAUUCUUCAAGUAUAUAUUACUCAAACGAGACAAUUGUAGACUAUUUGUAAAGAAAUAGACAACUGCAGCAAACUGAAAGGGAAGAUUUGCUGUCCAGCUUGUAUAGGGGAACACACCAGGUGACAACGCAAUGUACAGGCACAACUUCCAAUAUAGACUCUUCAAGUUCGGAUCAGUUCUUGCUUCUUCAAAAGUAGACAAUGCAGCACUGGUGUACAGAAUGAGCAACUGUUUCCAGUAUUUAUCAAUCUGACAAUUAUGAAUGGAGAAAUGUUAGUAUAAAAUUUUGUAUUAUCCUGAUAUUGAAAUUGUUGCUGCUGCUUACUUUGAAAACAUAGGAGUGCUAUGACACUGUAAAAAUGUUGCAAACCAAGAAGAAAUAAAACCUAGUAUAUUAAUAGUAUUAUCAAUUAAAUUUCUUGCACAAGUGUAUGUCUUCGUUUAGCAGUAAUUCACAGUCAAAGAGUUGUGAACUGUAAUAAAUUCUGACUGUCACAAUAGUUUUCCCUCAUAGAUAACUACAGAUAUUGGAUACACUUAGGAGACACAUAAGGCUGAUAUUAUCUUUGAUUUAUGUUUUAUCAAAUCACUAUCAUAACAACAAUUAUUGCAUACAGUUAACAACAAACUCCAAAACCAUUCAUAUAUAUGCAUCCAGUACAAAACCACCCUAAACACAAGAAAACUAAUGAAAAGUCAUAGGGGGCAUGUCAUGAUCAUUUUGUUGUCCUAUCAAUGAAAAGUUACAAAAUGUCUGAGCGGUAUGGAUCAUUUAGUUGCCAACUCCAUAUCCAGCCAUGUCCUUCCCCCCUGCUUAGCCCACAUGGUAUGUCCCGGUGUGGGGUCGCUUCAGGCCAAGUUCAGCCUCCCUCAGCUGCCAGGAAAGUGCCAGAGCCAUCUGGUCGUAAAAGAAAAAGAAUGGCUGCAGGGAGUAUAAUUGACUGUAUUUGGGCGGCACAGAUAAAGCGCCGGACAGCUUUACGCUGACCUCCUGGCUGAGAAAGUUCAAUCCCGAAGCCCAACCCUCUGACUGGUUUCUAAAAGUCUAUAUAAAAUACUGUCCCUACUCUUGGUUCAAGGGUAUCUCCUGCUGGUGGCGAUGCAUGGUGAUAUACUAUGUAGACUAAGUGGUGCAGGACAGACUAUCUAUAGAGAGAUACGGAAGCACUGUUAGCAGCUGAAGCACACAUGUCGGAUGCGUACUUCUGGCGCAGAGCACAUACAUGUAGCUACGUACAUCAUUGUCAUAUCUCAUCGUCAAGUUUGCAAGAAAGUGCCCAGAUUCCUGUCCUUCUUCGUAGAAUGGGUUGUGAUUAUGUCAGAUGAGACCUUAAGCUUUGUAAAGCUUGUAAAGUAA
Messenger RNA from Branchiostoma belcheri (Belcher's lancelet), 9329 nucleotides. RefSeq names its product centrosomal protein of 192 kDa-like. Gene Ontology annotation, cellular component: cytoplasm; centriole; pericentriolar material. The transcript has 37 exons. Gene Ontology annotation, biological process: centrosome-templated microtubule nucleation; centriole replication; protein localization to centrosome. The record is from RefSeq and is a predicted model, not a curated record. Lineage: Eukaryota; Metazoa; Chordata; Leptocardii; Amphioxiformes; Branchiostomatidae. Bases 106 to 7770 code for a protein of 2554 amino acids. Gene Ontology annotation, molecular function: protein kinase binding.